Molecule: messenger RNA, 901 nt
Organism: Arabidopsis thaliana (thale cress)
Lineage: Eukaryota; Viridiplantae; Streptophyta; Magnoliopsida; Brassicales; Brassicaceae
Exons: 2
Coding region: 351-758 (135 amino acids)
Source: RefSeq, marked reviewed
CUCUCUAUCUAUCUGAAACCAUCACGAUCUUCAUCUCUAAAGUAACGAUCUUCUAUUUUCUUUUGUAAACGAAUAUGAUCCUCUCGACUCUCUACGCUUUGAUUUUUUUUCCUUUCUCUGUUAGGUUUUUCUCUCCUUGUAAAAUCAUCUAUCAUGACUGGAGGAGAGUAUGCAAAAGUAAACAUAACUUGCAAUGACUCAGUUGUUAAAAUCCUUGAUCCUUGUUCUAUGGCUGAAGUAUCCACAAAAGUUUCAGAAAUUCUUAAGAAAUCAUCCGAUCCCGAAGUCGUUUGUACUCUGGAUGUCUCUAGUGAAAUCAUGAGGAAGAUUGUAAACAUUGAAGGAAACUAAUGAACACCUUUAUAAAUAUUCAUAUAAGAGUUCUGUUUCCCACACCAGAAAGACAGCUUAUAACACAUGCUUGUUGGAGCUUCUUCUUUCAAAGCAACUAUCAACCAGAAGAAGAUUCCUACAAACCCUUCUCCACUAAGGAUGAGAAGUGGAUCCGCGAGGAAUUCAACAAAAAAGAAGAAGAUCCUAAGAAGCUCUUCGAGCUUUUCAAGGCUUCAGAGUACCUUGGAUUUGUACAUCCAAGUCGUUUGAUCAGAAGGAUGGAGACGAAGAACAGUAUAUUCAUCACAUUUAUUUAUAAUCCUUCAUUAAUGACGGGUUCAUGGACGAACUACCUACGAAGCCCUCCAAUGAAAGGCUUAUGCUACUUUGGGUUUUUGUUUUGCAAGUCUUUACAAUUUUCAUAGCCAUCUUUUUUCCUUUGUAGCUCACUUUAGAAGAACUUUAGAAUCGUGUAUCGUUUAUCUGAUACCGUUUGCUUCACAACAUACGUUGAGUCGAUAAAUUGAUUGUUUUUAUUUUAUGUUUUUAUCUGUUUUUUGCCAUGAGA